GCGUCGCACGCGCAGAACUCGUCGCGACUUGCUGGUGUACGGAGUGCAGUCGACGUCGCUGUGCUGCUCCGCGAUCUCGUAGCGCUCGCGCCGUCUUUUUUUUUUGCUCAGCUGAGGCGGAUCGUAGAGCUCGUAUCUUCUGACUGAAGCACCGCUCGCCAGGACACUCACCUCUGCGGAGGCUGGAUUACUUGACAUUACCCCCGCGGAUUACACUGUCGGCAACCGCUCAUCGCGUUUGGACCGAGUUGAUCAUCACCUUCGUCAGGGUUCCAUGACCCAUCACCAUGCUGACCUCAAGUAAUCAGUACCUGAGGCCAGAGUUCCUGUCUCCGCUUCCGACUACGCUCGACGCCAAGAAGAGCCCUCUGGCAUUGCUGGCGCAGACAUGCAGCAACAUUGGUGCCGACAACCCCAACAUCAAGCCUAUAAUUCCGCCGCUGGAGAAGCCCAAGGACCAAGACAAGAGCAAGGGCAAGUCAUCGUCGCUCUCUUCUUCUUCGACGUCCUCAUCGAGCCAGCUGGACGACAAGCCGUCCUUCAAGCCCUACGAGUCGGCGAAGAAGGAGGACUCCACAUCCAAUGGUGACGUGGGCGGCGGCAAGAAGUCCCCUUCCUCAUCGUCUAAAUCCCCGCCGCGGGUUGCGAGCUCGUCUCCCGCGGCGUCCAUUGCAUCCAGCGGCAAAGCAUCGCCCGCGGCUUCCGAAGGUGGUCACUCCAAGUCAGACACUUCAUCGGGCUCGGCGACGGCCAUAACGACUACCACGUCCUCCUCCUCUUCAUCCUCGACGCCGUCGUCGCAGAACACUCUGAGCGGCCUUGGCUACGGUGGUGCAGCGGCUCUCGGCUUGGACCUGGCGCGCGACAAGGACGCGCUGUCGCAGUUGACCUCUCUGAGUGCGGCCUACAAGGGUCUGAACCCGCUGGCCAACUGCUGCUCGCCGCUACUGGCUGGCCAUCUACCGGGAUCUAUGGAUGGCGCGUUCCCCGGCGCGGCGCUAGCGAGCCAAGCACUCAAACUGGGUGGCUACCCCGUGGGCUCGCCCUUGUCGCCAUACGUGGGUUACGCUCGUGUGAAGACAGCCGGCGGUGGCACUUCGCUGGUGCCCGUUUGCCGAGACCCGUUCUGCACCAACUGUCAGAUGAGCAUGCAGAGUGCGCAGCUAGGUGUCUGUCCUAGCGGCUGCACACAAUGCUCACACGACCGGCUGGGUCAGGGACUGGGCCUGAAUCCGGCACUGAUGCCUCCUGGGCUGGGUUCAGCAGCUGGCGGUCUCGGUUCCCCUCUGUACCCAGGUGCGGCUGCCGCGCACUCAAUGCUGACGCGGCCGAACGUCUGUAGCUGGAUGGUAGGUGACACAUACUGCGGCAAGCGGUUUUCCACUUCUGAGGAGCUGCUACAGCACUUGCGCACCCACACCAAUCUCUCGGUGACGGACUCUAGUGCGCUUCCACUGUUGUCGCCCAGUCUGUCGGUGCCAUCGGCGGCGCCCAGCGGCCUCAGUGCAGCAGCCGCUGCCUGCCACCUGCACUACAGCACGGCGCCAUCGCUGACUACGCCGGCGGGACUGCGCAGGACCUAUCCAACAAGCCUGAGCCCCGUCGGCUCGCUCUCGGCGCGGUACCACCCAUACAAGCCGCCAAUACCGACCUUUCCUGGUACGCCAUUCGCUCCGCUACCUCAUCCUUCACUCGGCAUGUACUACUCGCCAUACGGACUCUAUGGACAGAGGCUAGGGCCCCCUGUGCACCCCUGAACGAACUGUCUUACCUUUGCGUGGCCUGUGGACACUCGCUAGUGCAGUGCCAUUGUCUCUCCCACCUACCCUCUCUCUCUACGGCUGCUCACUUGUAAGAAAGGUCUUCACGUGGACUCUUGUGUGCGCGCAUGCGUUGAAGCUCACUUGGACUCUGAGCGGCUAUCCUCUCAUCCCGAGCGUAGUUUGUAACUAUAUUUGCCGAGCCUUUCAUGGCUUUGUGCACCGCGUUGCUCGGCAGUGUUUGUCUUUCGUUGGUCUCCCUGUUCAUUAUUACUUUUUUAACGUGUUGUUUAGGCCCCAAUAGAAGUAUCUUCGAAACACAUCGCAACGGAAAUACUUACCAGUAGGCCUUGUUGUGCCGGAAACAUAUGCAAGCAGUAUGCAGUUCUUCCUCUUUGGUGAAUUUGCUGCGCUAGAGUGAACCGGAAAAGCACGGGCAUGCAUCUGACGGGCUGUUCUGGCUCUAUUUAAAGCACGGUCGUUCGCAAUAACGUAAUGCCUGUAGGCAUUUAUGCACUCAAAAGCGUCGUGUGAUUUUCGAAUGUAUUCCGCGUCACUUGCACGUUGUCACAGUUUCUGACCUUUGUUUUCUUUCGAGGCUGUACUUUGCGCACAUUUACAACUCCACACGCGUCACUUGUGUGGCUGGACUUCACCGCAAUGGCUCAACUAACGAAUUAACUGAUGUGUGAAGCACCUCAUGUCUUUGGCGUGCGCCUGUCAGUGCGUCGGUGGACGUUCAUUUUAUUGGAUAUUGUUUGCACAUGCUGUCUCCGCUUGCCGUUUUCUCCCUUGUCAACAUUUCGGUGGCGUGCUUCCACUGCAUGAUGGCCCACCGGUUCUCUCUCACUCGGUGAUGUGUUUGUGGGGUGGGGGAUACCAGGUCAAUUUGAAUGAAUGUUCUGAAUUCGCCCUAUUUCGGUUUACUUCGGUGGGGCAAUCAGGACGAGAGUAGUCAAAGAGCACCACUUACUGUUUGAAAGCUACGUCACAAAAUGAUCGCCAAGAUUAUUCUCAAGAAAGGCUCGAACUAUACUCACCUGUACGUCGUCCACGGCUUAUUUCCACCUCGGUCGGGUACUAAUUUUCACACAUCGGCUCUAGCUUGUUGAAGUUCGCGCUACGCCUUCCGCUUGCGUUUUAUUUUCUCCUUUUUUUUCAACGUAUUCGUUUUUACAAUGAGGCUCUUGUAAUUUCUCCGUAGCUGGGUGUUUUGCCUUUUGGGGCUUCACUUUCGUACGUGUUCUGUUGAAUUGCGGACAAACAUCGUGAUUCGCGUUGGGAGCCGCUGCCACAACGCAUCUUCAAUUUUAAACAGGCUGCACCGAACUUCUACAGAUUUAUGUCGACGCUAAGUAAAAUAUUUCAGCCGCUCAAUUUAUGUGCGCACUUUUCCACUGCCAUCGAUGGCGUCCCUUCUAAACGUGUCGCGUUUUGUCUCGUAUUGCCAGCGCUACAAUGUUAUACUCCGGUCACCAACUCAGCCCAACGUGGCGGAGAUUUCGUGCACGUUCCGAACGGUGCGUAUGUAGGACUGUGGAAUACAAACUUCGGAGGGAGUACGUGUUGUGGAAGAUAAAGGUAAAAAAAAAUAAAACAGAAGCAAUGCUUUCAGUUUGCCACAUGUCUCGGCAAAGAAAACAAAGAAAGAAGCAGCGAGGGGCAUCUUCGUGAUUGCCCCAUCGAUCAGGGUGACGAAUGGUGCCUAGCUCGGCGCGACGCCACGGCCUUGCUAAUCUAAAUGUAGCGUUUCUUUGGAAGGGAGGAGAGGGGGAUUAGCAUUCGCGAGGGGAUCGCGUGAUCCGAAUGGCAGAUUGUGGGCCAACCGAGUGCUGCAGGCGCGCGAUUUAUAAAUAUUCGUCGCGCCGCCGCGUUUUACCACUCGCUGGGAGUUCGGCCUCUUUUUCUCCGUGUUACCGCUCUCGAUGCUUAUCUUGAGCAAUGAGCCCGCGGCUGUGACGGCGCGCCCCCUUGCGGCGCUCACCGUUACGACAAAACAGCGAGGAUCCUACAUUGGUUGACCGGUCCUUGAUCCGGUGUGUUUAGUUCGGUGAAAAAAAAUCUAAAGAUAUUUCUGGUGGUAGUACAGCCUUACUGAUGAGCUCUUAUUCAGGACGAAGUCGAAGCGCAACUUUUGUGACAUGCAAAGAAAGAGAAAAAAAAAAACAGUCACUGCUUAUGUUUGUUAAAUAUCGAAACUUUCGAAUGGCCCACAAGGUUCCUCUGCUCUUGCAAUGCGUAAUAGUCGAGCGGAGGAUAUUUCCGACUUGGCAUCUUGAAAGAAUAGGUACAUAUUCACCGAAAAAUAUGGUGACCUAAUCUAAUAAGGUGACAUAAAAGUAUGGAGUGAGUACACCGUGAAACCCACAAGAAACUUGAGUAGAGCGUUUUUAUAACUGAGCAGUUGCCUUAGUAGUUUUCCCGGAUCACGAGCCUUUUGCUUCUGUUUCGGCUACGCUUGUGACCAAAACCGCGCCUAUAGACUCCUACCGGGAUAGAUGUCCGCCUGUUCGAGAGGAAAACUUUGAAAGCUGUAGUAGCGUGCAACCGCGACCGGUGUACAAUGCCGUACAUCAUACAAGCACACGAAAAUAUACCUGUUAGUUCUUGUUACUUGAGAGUGUCGUAAUUGGAGCGUAAUCUUUCACCUUCCAUCUGGGGCUUAAACGGGGAAGCGUUUUCCAAGGGAGAAUACUUGCUCGACGUGCACUAAAGCAUCUCAAAACGCGGUGUGAUCUCUCCUGGCGUCAAAUGCUAAGUCAAGGGUGUCCAAAGCGUGUUGCCAAAAUGACACUCAGCUUUCUUUAUAUAUAUAUUAUUUUUUUUGUUUGAGACGUGUUUCAAUUGAGCUGUCUCUUGUCUUUAUUCUUGUGGGAGGAUUGUAACAUAAAGCACUGUACAGAAAUAUGUCUGUUCGCGUUUUUCGUCUUGUGUGUUGCGUAAUUUCUUGGAAAGUUCGUGGUUACAUUUCAUUGUUUUCGCUUGCGUGUGAUGAUCGAGUCGUGUACAUUAAUAAUAUAUUUGAAGUCGGCGCGUGUGAAAUGCGCACGCGAUAGUCUCUGUUUGUAUUAUUUUGUUUAUUGUUGUACAUACUACUUGAUGCCGAUGAUCAUGCAAAUACAUGACACUGAUGAAAUCUGAAA
Messenger RNA from Rhipicephalus microplus (southern cattle tick), 4903 nucleotides. RefSeq names its product zinc finger protein no ocelli (gene noc). The record is from RefSeq and is a predicted model, not a curated record. Gene Ontology annotation, biological process: negative regulation of DNA-templated transcription. Lineage: Eukaryota; Metazoa; Arthropoda; Arachnida; Ixodida; Ixodidae. Gene Ontology annotation, cellular component: nucleus.